GGAAGCAGCAAGCACAUUUACAAGGUUGUCAAAAUGGGCAGAAGACCAGCUUGUUGAGCAAAAUCGUCUAGGUAGAACUAUGAAUGUAUACUCUGUUGGUCAUCAAAUUUACCAAGUUGUUGAUGGUAACUUAGAAUUUGUUGUUGAAAUUCUAAAGCGCAGUUGCACUUGUCGCAAGUGGGACUUAGAUGAAAUCCCUUGCUCGCAUGCAUGUGCUGCCAUAAGAAAAGCAAACUUGUGCCAUUAUACUUAUGUCUCUGACUUUUACAUGAAGGAUGUUUUUGUGAGCACAUAUAAUGGAAUAAUCCAUCCAGUGGGAAGUCAAAAGUUUUGGGAUAUUCCUGAUAUUGUCAAAGAUCAUGUUGUGCUGCCACCCAUUGUAAGGAGAAGAGCUGGCAGACCAAAAAAGAAGAGGAUUCCUUCAGCUGGUGAAAAAAGGAGGCAAAUUAAGUGUGGUCGAUGCAAUGAAAAUGGACACAAUCGUAAAAGAUGUAGAAAUGCUAUUCAUGUGAAGAUGAAAUCUAUGAAGAGGCUGAAAUCUUGUGUUCGUCCUCAUUAA
Humulus lupulus (European hop) is the source of this 559-nucleotide messenger RNA. RefSeq lists its product as uncharacterized. Gene Ontology annotation, molecular function: nucleic acid binding; zinc ion binding. The record is from RefSeq and is a predicted model, not a curated record. The transcript is spliced from 2 exons. The coding region runs from base 80 to 559 and encodes 159 amino acids. NCBI's taxonomy places the organism in Eukaryota, Viridiplantae, Streptophyta, Magnoliopsida, Rosales, Cannabaceae.